Molecule: messenger RNA, 1982 nt
Organism: Dama dama (fallow deer)
Lineage: Eukaryota; Metazoa; Chordata; Mammalia; Artiodactyla; Cervidae
Gene: EEF1D
Product: eukaryotic translation elongation factor 1 delta
Exons: 8
Coding region: 16-1929 (637 amino acids)
Biological process (GO): translational elongation
Cellular component (GO): eukaryotic translation elongation factor 1 complex; cytosol
Molecular function (GO): translation elongation factor activity; guanyl-nucleotide exchange factor activity
Source: RefSeq, a predicted model, not a curated record
AACGCUGCACGCAAGAUGAGGAGCGGGAAGGCCGCCUGGGCCCUGGAGACCGUCUGGGAGGACAAGCAGAAGUAUGGGGAAGCCGAGCGGAGGUUCUACGAGCACGAGGCCGCGAGAGCCGCCACCCAGCAGCUCCUGGCCGAGACGCUGGCCAUGAAUGGGCCAGGUCAGGAGGACGAGGCGGACAGUGGCGGCAGGAGCGAGCCCGGGAAGAACCUCGACGGAAAGAAGCCACUGCAGAAAAAGAGGAAGCGCUCCCCGAAGGGCUGGCUCAGCCAGGCGGACCUGGCCCUUGUGGGCCUCUCGGCCGACCACGUCUGGCUGGACAAGCCGCUCUUCGACCAGGCAGAGAGCUCAUACCGCCAGAGGCUGGCCGAUGUGGCUGCCCAGGCAGCCCAGCGUCCCACCCUGGCCCCCGGGGACCCCUGCACCCACGGGAGCCAGGUGGCUUGCCACCACGUGACCUGGGGCAUCUGGGUCAACAAGUCGUCCUUCGACCAGGCUGAGCGGGCAUUUGUGGAGUGGUCUCAGGCCCUGCUGCUGGCCGCAGAGGGGAGCGGUGCUCAGGGGGCUCCCGACACGGGCCAGCGGGCGGCUGCCCUCGACCUGCGCCUUCUCCACCAGUCCGGUCCACCGGCCAACGGCCAGCCACCGCUGGGCAGCCUGCAGGCGCUGGUGCGAGAGGUGUGGCUGGAGAAACCCCGCUACGACGCAGCCGAGAGGGGCUUCUACGAGGCCCUGUUUGACGGCCAUCCGCCUGGGAAGGUGCGCCUGCAGGAGCGAGCCGGCCAGGCAGAGGGUGCCCGGCGGGGCCGCAGAGACCGGCGGGGCCGCAACGCCGCGGGAAGCAAGCGGCUUGGGCCGCGACGGGCCAACGGGGAGGCUGCCUGUGCCCUGCCCUACUUGUACUUCCUGCACAAGGACGCCGAGGCUCCCUGGCUCAGCAAGCCCACCUACGACAGCGCGGAGUGCCGCCACCACGCGGCUGAGGCCCUGCGCAUGGCUUGGCGCCUCGAAGCUGCGUCCCUGGCUCACCGACCCGGUGCCCGGCCAGGCUCGUCUGUGUCCAGCCUGAGACCCAAAAAAAUGGCCACAAACUUCCUCGUGCAUGAGAAGAUCUGGUUUGACAAGUUCAAAUAUGACGAUGCAGAAAGGAAGUUCUACGAGCAGAUGAACGGGCCCAUGGCUGGCUCCUCACGCCAGGAGAAUGGCGCCAGUGUGAUCCUCCGUGACAUUGCGAGAGCCAGAGAAAACAUCCAGAAGUCUCUGGCUGGAAGUGCAGGCCCCGGGGCCUCCAGCGGGCCCAGUGGAGACCACAGUGAGCUGGUCACCCGGAUUGCCAGCCUGGAAGUAGAGAACCAGAGCCUGCGAGGGGUGGUGCAGGAUCUGCAGCAAGCUGUCUCCAAGCUGGAGGCACGGCUGAGUGCCCUGGAGAAGAGCUCGCCUGCCCACCGGGCCACCGCUCCACAGACCCAGCACGUGUCUCCCAUGCGCCAAGUGGAGCCACCCAGCAGGAAGGCGGCCACCGCCAUGGAGGACGAUGAGGAUGACGACAUUGACCUGUUCGGUAGCGACGAGGAGGAGGACAAGGAGGCUGCCAGGCUGCGUGAGGAGAGGCUGCGGCAGUACGCAGAGAAGAAGGCCAAGAAGCCUGCCCUGGUGGCCAAGUCCUCCAUCCUACUGGACGUGAAGCCUUGGGAUGACGAGACGGAUAUGGCCCAAUUGGAGGCCUGUGUGCGCUCCGUCCAGCUGGACGGGUUGGUCUGGGGGAGCUCCAAGCUGGUGCCUGUGGGCUACGGCAUCCGCAAGCUGCAGAUCCAGUGUGUGGUGGAGGACGACAAGGUGGGGACAGACCAGCUGGAAGAGGAGAUCACCAAGUUUGAGGAGCACGUGCAGAGUGUCGACAUUGCUGCUUUCAACAAGAUCUGAGCCCUGGCCUGAGCCUGUGCAGCCUUGCAGCCAAUAAAGACAGAUAGAUUCCA